Molecule: messenger RNA, 998 nt
Organism: Euleptes europaea (tarantolino)
Lineage: Eukaryota; Metazoa; Chordata; Lepidosauria; Squamata; Sphaerodactylidae
Gene: CBFB
Product: core-binding factor subunit beta
Exons: 6
Coding region: 22-570 (182 amino acids)
Biological process (GO): regulation of transcription by RNA polymerase II
Cellular component (GO): core-binding factor complex; nucleus
Molecular function (GO): sequence-specific DNA binding; transcription coactivator activity
Source: RefSeq, a predicted model, not a curated record
GGCCGCUGCCGCCGCCGCACCAUGCCGCGGGUCGUCCCCGACCAGCGCAGCAAGUUCGAGAACGAGGAGUUCUUCAGGAAGCUGAGCCGAGAGUGUGAGAUUAAAUAUACUGGCUUCAGGGACAGACCUCACGAAGAAAGACAGGCCAGGUUUCAGAAUGCGUGCAGGGAUGGACGGUCUGAGAUAGCUUUUGUGGCCACAGGAACCAAUCUGUCUCUCCAGUUUUUUCCGGCCAGCUGGCAGGGGGAGCAGCGGCAGACACCAACUCGGGAGUAUGUUGACUUUGAAAGAGAGGGAGGCAAGGUCUACUUAAAAGCACCUAUGAUUCUUAAUGGUGUUUGUGUUAUUUGGAAAGGCUGGAUAGAUCUCCAAAGACUGGAUGGCAUGGGCUGCCUAGAGUUUGAUGAAGAGCGGGCACAGCAGGAGGAUGCAUUGGCACAGCAGGCUUUUGAAGAAGCUCGGCGGAGAACUCGCGAAUUCGAGGACAGAGACCGGUCUCAUCGGGAAGAAAUGGAGGUGAGAGUUUCACAGCUGCUGUCAGUCACUGGCAAGAAGACAGCAAGACCCUAGCCCUGGAUCAAACCUAGGAAGUGGCGAUGAUCUGAAACUACGUUAAAAGAAGUGACCAAUGAGCCACACGUGCUUUUUAAUCUUGGCAAGAUGGAAUUAAAUGACCAGAAACUGUGAUAACUUGGGUAUAUACGAUAGUCUAUUCCCUCACCUGCGGCAGCCAAAUUAUCAUGUACUGCCAUGGUUUGCACUAUGUUUGUGUUACAAUACCUGCAUUUCUGUUCUUUAAGCCUGUCGCCAGUUUGAAUUUGAGAUUUUUGUUUUGCUAUGCAAGCUUAUAAUUUUGUUGGCACUAUUUUAGUGAAGACAGAACUUUAUGCAGCUAUAAAAAACAAUUCUUUAACUGUAAUAUUCAUUUCAGAAUAGGUCAAAACAUUGCAGAAUAAAGGUUUUUGUGAAUUUACUAUAAGCCAAAACUUUCUAAACUA